AUGAGUUCAAAAGACGAUUUUUACUUGUGUUUUAAUAAAUUAACUGCGGAAAAAAAACAGAACUCGAUUUAUUUAUCACAAAAAAAAUAUUCUGAAAUAAUAUUAGAAAUUAAAAACGCUAAAUCAAACAAAAAAAAAACAAGCACAGAUUACCGACGUUUAAAAAGAUAUGAUGUAAUAACUAUUGACGGAGAAGACAAAUUGAUUUAUCCAAUAGACGGUGGUGAUUCAACAAUCUAUUACUACGUUCAAAACGAAAGUAUGUACGAUAUUCUUCAUGAAAUCCAUUAUAAUAUAGGGCAUGGGGGGAAACACAGAAUGAUUGCCGAGACAAAGAAAAAAUAUAAAAAUAUCACACAAGAAAUUAUAUUAAUGUAUUUAAAGUAUUGUGAACCUUGCCAAAUGAAGCAAAAAUGUAAAAAAAAAGGUCUGGUUACUAAACCAAUGAUAUUCUCUGAAAUGAAUAGUAGGGCUCAAGUUGACCUAAUUGACAUGCAGUCACAAGCAGACGGGGAAUAUCGUUUUAUUAUGGUCUACCAAGACCAUGUUACAAAGUUUGUUCAAAUACGAGCAUUAAAAACAAAACGAGCUGAAGAGGUUGCGAAACAUAUCAUAGACAUAUUUUGUAUUUUUGGUGCUCCAAUAAUACUGCAAUCUGAUAAUGGAAGAGAAUUUGUAAAUCAAAUAAUUACUGAUUUAAAAUGUAUGUGGAAUAAUUUGAAAAUAGUUCACGGCAAGCCCCGACACAGCCAAUCACAAGGUAGUGUUGAAAGGGCAAACCAGGAUAUUCAAAAUAUUUUAACUACAUGGAUGCAAACAAAUAAUUCAAAAUCUUGGUCCGAGGGUUUGAGGUUCGUACAACUAAUGAAGAAUAGAGCAUUUCACAGUGGUAUAAAAAGGUCGCCAUAUCAAGCGAUGUUUGGUAGUGAUAUCAAAAUUGGAUUAUCGACGUCUAUUCUUCCACCAGAAAUUAUUAACAAAAUAUCUUCAGAAGAAGAUUUAGAAAAUGUAUUGCAGAAUAUUGGAGGAAAAAGUGAAGAAAGCAAUUCUGCAGAUGCUAAUCAGGACGAAGAAAUACAUAAAAUAUGCGAGUCUUGUGGGAAUAAUAUUCAAGCAAUAUUAAACGAAGAUGACAAUCAACGGCGUAUUUGUAAUUUGUGUGCAAAAGAGGGUAUGGUUAAGUCUCAAAGAGACCUUAGUAUAAAAGCAUUACAACAUCAAGCUGAAAAAAUGAAGUUUAGGUCAAUUAAUAAGUUUCCACCUGCCAGCAUCGGUGAUACAGUUCGAGUCGCCAUACCAGACGUGGAUAGAGGUAGAGGAGAUCCGCGAAAUAUUCUGUUUGCAGUAGUAUCAAUAAAAGAUGGAGAAUACUAUGAACUAGGUAAUAAAGAAGGAACGAUAGAACAACAUUACUCUAGGUCUCAAUUUGAUGUUUGUCCCGAGCCAUUAAUUACAGUAAACGAAGUGUCAAAUACAAAAAAAUCGUUAAGAGAAAUCGCAAAAAAUAUGUCAUUGUUAGGUGGUCAGGGUUAUCAACGUUGUGCAUGUAAAUCAAAUUGCAAAACAAAUAAAUGCAAAUGCAAAGCAUCUGGCAUUUUAUGCAAUUCUAAAUGCCAUCAAAGUUUACCAUGUUUAAAUAAAUAA
Messenger RNA from Macrosiphum euphorbiae (potato aphid), 1644 nucleotides. NCBI's taxonomy places the organism in Eukaryota, Metazoa, Arthropoda, Insecta, Hemiptera, Aphididae. The record is from the annotation of a GenBank genome assembly.